Messenger RNA from Monomorium pharaonis (pharaoh ant), 1985 nucleotides. It is a transcript of the gene Lfg, whose product is annotated as protein lifeguard 1. Gene Ontology annotation, cellular component: membrane. The transcript has 6 exons. Bases 253 to 1224 code for a protein of 323 amino acids. Lineage: Eukaryota; Metazoa; Arthropoda; Insecta; Hymenoptera; Formicidae. The record is from RefSeq and is a predicted model, not a curated record.
UCGGUGGCGCACUUCAGUCGAAACGCGGUGUGAACGCGGGUUGGUGAUCAUCGGGCGUUCGUCACGGCGCGUGAGGUGCGUUGCGUGCGACUGCGUCGUCCGACUUGUCCGGCCGAAUAAACCGAGACCGAUUGUCAUCCAUCGCGUUCCACAUAUUACGUGUGCGUCUAUACGCAGCUGGUAACCGUGGACACGAGUGACGAGGACAACGAGGACCCGCGCGUGUGAAACGAGCUAAAACAAAACCAAAAGAUGACUACUUGGCAAGCACCUGGUGCAGGGUUCUAUCCAGGGCAACAAGGUCCAUAUCCGUAUCCUCAAAAUCCAGGGUAUCCUCCACCGCAGGAAGGCUAUCCAUAUCCUCCAGGGCAAGCUCCGGGAUAUCCUCCACCUUACUCCGGUGGAAAUCCACCAGGUCCAGGAUUUAUACCUCCACCGAGUGGUCCACCGCCGCCAAUUGGUCCAGAAUUUGGAGGAAUACCUCCACAAGGCCACCCAGGAAUGUAUGGUUCCGGUUAUGGAGAAGAUCCUAUGCAGGAUGAGGUCAAAGGAUUUGAGUUCAGUGAUAAAACUAUCAGGAAUGGUUUCAUUAGGAAAGUAUACAGCAUCCUAAUGUGCCAGUUGGUCCUCACACUCGGAAUGAUUUCUCUCUUCCUUUACCAUGAACCAACACAGCGAUGGGUUCAGAGACACACAGAAUUAUUUUGGAUUUCUUUUGUCGUAACUAUUGUUCUGAUCAUAUGCAUGGCUUGCUGUACCAACGUGAGACGUAAGGCUCCAAUGAACUUCAUAUUCUUGUUCCUGUUUACAAUUGCGGAGGCUUUCUUGCUGGCUACAGCUGCAUCAACGUACAAGUCUGAUGAAGUAAUGCUAGCCGUUGGAAUUACAGCAGCGGUUUGUUUAGGAUUGACGAUAUUCGCAUUUCAGACGAAAAUUGAUUUUACCGGAUUGCACAGUGUUUUGUUCGUCGCCGUGCUUAUCUUAAUGAUUUUUGGUAUAAUCGCGAUUAUCUGGAAGGGAAAAAUUAUUACCUUGGUUUACGCCGCACUCGGCGCGCUGAUAUUCUCUCUAUAUUUGAUAUACGACACGCAAAUGAUGAUCGGCGGAAAACAUAAAUAUUCUAUUUCACCAGAAGAAUAUAUUUUCGCUGCGUUAAGUCUAUAUUUGGAUGUCGUCAACAUCUUCCUGUACAUUUUAACUAUCAUUGGCGCUUCGCGAGACUAAUUGAUGUCAAUUAUGAUAUUUCUGACUUGUGUUAUAAUUACUAAGAAAUAUACAGUCAGUUUUUACUUAUCGCCGUCCUGCUCUGGCUCUCCGCAGUUAUUAUCCUGAGAGCGCACUGUAGGCGAAUAAACAGUGAAGUACGAAGAGGCAUAUUGGCAAGACUUUAAUUUCUACGAAGAUAGCUUUUACAAAUUUUCGAAUAUUAAUAUACACAAAGAGCACGCUUGUAUUUGAAGCCUUUUGUCUAGUUCCAUAAGGCAUAAUACAGUAAAGCAUUUCCCGAUAUUUUUGGGAGAAAACUAAAUAUAAAUUCUUGUAACUACUAAUGUGUAGAAUAGUAUGUCAUUGUCAUUAUUAUUGUUAUAAAAAUGAUUAGUCUUUUUUUGUUUGUAUCAUCUUGAAUAAUUGUCCCACCAGUUUAUUAAUAAAAGCAACGAUCAAUUUUGCAUAUGCUUUAUUUUUUAUCUCUUUAAAAGACUUAGAUUUCUCUAUUAUAAUCGAUGAAUGUAUGUACACAUCUAAUUAAAAGUGCGUAAAACCAAUUAUUAAUGCAUAAUUGUUAUAAAUAUAUGUCAUAUAGUAUAAUAAAAAUAAAACAUUAGUUAUAAUAUUGUAUUAUCUGGACUUGACUGUGUGUAACUCCAGGCAACUUAAGAGACGCUUGUACCUUGUUGCCUACAUAAACAUACAUGUAGAAAAAGUUGAGAUUGUGUUUAUUCUUUGUUCAAAUUUGAAUAAUAAAACGAUUUACUUCUCUGGUA